GCUGCUGCUGCUGCUGCUGCUGCUGCUGCUGCUGCUGCUGCUACUGCUGUGUUUGUUGUUGAUCCCUCUUCACAGAACGAUAAUGUCGGACUCCAUUAAAAACGUCGCGAUAUUUGGAGCCACGGGAAUGACCGGACUGGCGACCCUUCCGCUGGCGGUGGCUGCAGGUUAUGAUGUGACGGUGUUGGUUCGAGACCCUGCCAAGCUGCCUGCAGACCACAAAGCAUCCAGAGUGGUGGUGGGAGACGUUCUGAAUAAAGAGGACGUGAAGAAGACGAUGGAGGGUCAAGAUGCUGUCAUCAUCAUCCUCGGCACCAGGAACGACCUCAGUCCGACCACCAUGAUGUCUGAAGGCACCAAGAACAUCAUCGAAGCCAUGAAGGCUCGAGGGAUCCGCAAGGUGGUCGGCUGCAUGUCAGCCUUCCUGCUGUGGGAUCGAUCCAAAGUCCCUCCUCGUCUGAUUCCUGUGACCGAGGAUCACGACCGGAUGUACUCGGUGCUGAAGUCGUCGGGACUCGACUACGUGGCCGUGAUGCCGCCUCACAUCGGAGGCGACCUUCCGCUGACAGAGAGCUACAUGACGGCAGAGAACAUGCUGAAAGGACGAGCCAUCUCCAAACACGACCUCGGACAUUUCUUCGUCAAGUGUCUGUCCACCUCCGAGUGGGACAGCAAGACUGUGGGACUGUGGGGAGACUACAAAUGAUUUACAUUUCUUCUUGUGCCAUACUUUAAUUCUAAGAGAAAAUGUUAAGAGAUAAAUAAAGGAAAGAUUUUUAUGUAGAUUCAGAUUAUAUACAGUGUUCUUUUUAUAAACCAUUUGAGCUUCCUUGUUUUCCUUUAAUUGUUAUAAUUGAGCAGCUUUUGCUCGGUGGAUUUUUAUACUAAUUUUGAUUUUAUUAUCAGCUGCACAUAAGAGACAUCUGAUACAACACAUUUUUCUAGCUCUUAAAAAUUAAACUUUUGUACAAAAAGCAGAAAAUUGUACAAAAGACUGUGCUGGAAGAAUAAAGUUUAAUGUGAAUGAACAUAAA
Amphiprion ocellaris (clown anemonefish) is the source of this 1034-nucleotide messenger RNA. RefSeq names its product biliverdin reductase B (gene blvrb). The record is from RefSeq and is a predicted model, not a curated record. The transcript has 5 exons. Bases 83 to 706 code for a protein of 207 amino acids. NCBI's taxonomy places the organism in Eukaryota, Metazoa, Chordata, Actinopteri, Pomacentridae.